Molecule: messenger RNA, 1308 nt
Organism: Myotis davidii
Lineage: Eukaryota; Metazoa; Chordata; Mammalia; Chiroptera; Vespertilionidae
Gene: MAPRE2
Product: microtubule associated protein RP/EB family member 2
Exons: 7
Coding region: 165-1229 (354 amino acids)
Biological process (GO): regulation of microtubule polymerization or depolymerization; spindle assembly; protein localization to microtubule plus-end
Cellular component (GO): cytoplasmic microtubule; spindle midzone; microtubule plus-end
Molecular function (GO): microtubule plus-end binding
Source: RefSeq, a predicted model, not a curated record
CACGCGCGCCGCGGAACUUCCUUGAUCAGCACAGUAUCUGCCCCGGGGCCGCGCGGAGCGUGCAGUCCCGUCCGUCCGUCCGUCCCGGGGGAGGUGUGGACGCAGCUCGAGCUUCUAACCUGAGCGGACCUCAGGCUUCCGACGGGGCCCCCAGACACGUGGGAAUGAAACAGAACAGAGACCCAAAGCAUCCCCCCUCUCAGAGGAACAGUUCACCUCGACAGCCGGGGAGAGAGCCCGGAUGCACAAGUUGGGGAAUGGCGGUCAAUGUGUAUUCUACCUCGAUAACCCAGGAGACGAUGAGCAGACAUGACAUCAUCGCAUGGGUUAAUGACAUCGUAUCUUUAAACUACACGAAAGUGGAACAGCUCUGCUCAGGCGCCGCCUACUGCCAGUUCAUGGACAUGCUCUUUCCCGGCUGCAUCAGUUUGAAGAAAGUAAAAUUCCAGGCGAAGUUGGAGCACGAGUACAUUCACAAUUUCAAACUCCUGCAGGCGUCCUUCAAGCGGAUGAAUGUGGAUAAGGUGAUUCCAGUGGAGAAGCUAGUGAAAGGGCGCUUCCAGGACAACCUGGACUUCAUCCAGUGGUUCAAGAAGUUCUAUGACGCGAACUACUACGGCAAGGAGUACGACCCCGUAGAAGCACGACAAGGGCAAGAUGCAAUUCCUCCCCCCGACCCUGGCGAACAGAUCUUCAACCUGCCAAAAAAGUCGCACCACGCCAACUCCCCCACCGCAGGUGCAGCUAAGUCCAGUCCAGCAUCUAAACCAGGCUCCACACCUUCUCGCCCCUCAUCAGCCAAAAGGGCUUCCUCCAGCGGCUCGGCAUCCAAAUCGGACAAAGAUUUGGAGACACAGGUCCUACAGCUUAAUGAACAGGUACACUCGCUGAAGCUGGCCCUGGAAGGUGUGGAGAAGGAGCGGGACUUCUACUUCGGGAAGCUGCGGGAGAUCGAGCUGCUCUGCCAGGAGCAGGGCCAGGAGAGCGACAGCCUCGUGCAGCGGCUGAUGGAGGUCCUCUACGCCUCCGAUGAGCACGUGAGUGGGGGGCGCUCGCUGGGGCUCACCAGACUCGGGGAGGACACCGCGCAGCCAGGGCCCCUGUGGUCCCCAGUGGGACAGACAGCGUGUCCUCAGACCAUGCCACGUGCUGUGGCAUUCCCACCCCCAGGCGGCCUGGGAGGAGGUGGGUGGGUGUGGGGUAGGGGAGUCGAGGGAGAUUUUGAUUGAGGAAAACAGGCCUGUUCAUGCAGCCACAUCUCCAGUGCCAGUCACUCGUCCGAGCCAGGCCAUGGGGGCCUCACCAGUG